AUGGAUAAUGCGGAAGAAUUUCAUCAGUUAAAUCUCGAUCAAAGGAUUUUAAAAGCUAUUGCUGAUUUGAACUGGAAAAAACCAACAGAUAUUCAACAGGCUGUAAUACCCCUAAUAUUUGCUAAAAAGAGCAUUAUUGUCCAUGCAAAGACUGGCUCUGGGAAAACAGCAGCCUUUGCUAUACCGAUUCUACAUGAGUUAUUGCAGGAAAAACAGUUUGCUGCAUGUCAAGCUACUUUUGUUGUCAUCCUUACACCAACAAAGGAGUUAUGCUCACAAGUUGCUAACAAUAUCAGAAGCCUUUGCAAAUAUGCUGCUAAGAGCAUUUCAUCAUUAGAUAUAUCUCAGUCGCACGACAUCGACCAAAUAAAGCCUCUUAUUCUCGAAAAUCCAGACAUCAUAAUUGGGACACCAUCCCGGUUGAUGCAAGUCUUACGUUCGGGUUUUUUGUCGCUGAAGGACCUACGUUGCGUUGUCGUAGAUGAAGCUGACCUUAUCUUUACAUUUGGUUAUGAAGCUGAGAUUCGUGAUCUGAAAUCAUAUCUACCCCAAAACAUCCAAGCUAUUCUAAUGUCCGCAACUCUGGAGGAUACAUCAAAGGUUAUAAGAAGAUAUCUAGUGAAGAAAGCUGACUGGGUACGUGUUGAGCUGCCUGAUGAGUCUUUCCUACCUGGAGACAAUCAGCUUACACAGUAUAUAAUUAGCGCUGAAGAUGAGGAUAAAUACGCCAUACUAAUUGCCUUGUUCAAACUGAGAAUAGUUCGUGGCAAAACAUUAAUCUUUACAAAUUCUGUAGACCGAUGUUAUAAACUUCGAUUGUUUCUAGAAGAGUUUGGAAUUAGAGCAGCCUUGUUAAAUUCAGAAUUACCUGUCAAAUCACGAUCUCAUGUAAUUGAUCAGUUUAACCGAGGAUUGUACGAUUAUUUACUGGCUACUGAUGAAUCACAAGCAGAUCAUGUUACAGCGGCGAAUACUGAAGGGGGUGGGGGUAGUGGCAAAGGCUCUAAGAAACUAAAACAUCGUGAUGCUGAAUAUGGUGUCUCAAGAGGAAUAGACUUUCAAAUGGUUAGUAAUGUGAUCAACUUUGAUUUCCCACCAACACCUACGCUUUACGUGCAUCGUGUUGGUAGGACGGCUCGAGCUGAUCAAAUGGGAACAGCCUUAUCAUUUGUUAGUAAGACAGAAGAGAGUCUUUUAGCUGAAGUUGAAGCCUUAUUGAAUCCUGCUGGUGCUGCAGCAGCAGUGAAACCAGGUGCAGUUGGGGAUAAAAAUGUUGUUGCCUCUGUCUUCAGACCUUACCAGUUCCGUCUUUCUGAAGUUGAUGGUUUCAGAUACAGAGCUGCUGAUGUAAUACGUCAUAUUACUCGUAAAGUUGUCAGAGAAGCACGCUUAAAAGAGAUUAAAAUUGAACUGUUGAAUUCAGAACGAUUGAAAGGCUACUUUCAAGAUCAUAUACCAGAUUUAGAAGCACUUCGUCAUGAUAAACCACUUAAGCAUGUAGCUCAACCACAUCUGAAAGAUGUACCAGACUAUUUAGUUCCCCAGUCUUUGAGAGCUCUUAUGCCAGGAAGUUCCCAUGGUCGUAAAAGUAGUAUGAGGUGGAAAAAAAGAAACCUGCAUACAGACGGAGAUGAAAAACCUACAGCUACAGACCUGAAAAAACGUCUUCAGGUGAAACAUAAGCAGGCUAAAAAGCGUAAGUCUCAAAAUCCUCUAUUUUCAUUUGGACGAAAAAAAUCUAAAGCAGCUUAA
Messenger RNA from Trichobilharzia regenti, 1752 nucleotides. NCBI's taxonomy places the organism in Eukaryota, Metazoa, Platyhelminthes, Trematoda, Strigeidida, Schistosomatidae. The record is from the annotation of a GenBank genome assembly.